Eremomyces bilateralis CBS 781.70 is the source of this 602-nucleotide messenger RNA. RefSeq lists its product as uncharacterized. The record is from RefSeq and is a predicted model, not a curated record. The transcript has a single exon. NCBI's taxonomy places the organism in Eukaryota, Fungi, Ascomycota, Dothideomycetes, Eremomycetales, Eremomycetaceae. The coding region runs from base 90 to 395 and encodes 101 amino acids.
UCGAACCAUAGUACCUCGAUAGAGCAUCGAAGGUAUUGCGCCUCCAAAAUCUGUUCAAGCUUCUGCCCAGUUGGUCGCACCAUCUCAUUAUGUCUAGCCAGUUCCGUGGCAAUUUCUGGGUUAUGCUGGACGGAGCCGGAGUUACUUUCUGUUCCACCCAUUUUCUCGGUCUGUUGUCCGCAGGAACACCUUUUAAUUGUUGCGCUUUCCAUCUAGCACAAGCUGGUGCAGAAGGCGCAGGUUUUACAAAAGCAUCAUCUUCAUGUUGCAUUGUCAUAUGGCAUACAUUGACGCAAAUGUUAAAGUCAUCUAUGGCCUUUCUUUACGUUAGUUCUCAAGAUACCCAAUUGUCAACGUUCUUAUGGUUAAAUCCCUCAAUCUCUCUUUGCACGUAGUCAUGUUCGGACAAAAAUCGGCACCAAGCCAGCGAUAGAAGGAUUAUACCCGACGGCAAUUGCAGCUUCCAUUCGACUCCCAUGGCCGCUGCCGGGGAUAGAGAACUCCUCCUACCGUUAUUGUCUCUUCAUACUGAAGAUGGCACCCCCUUCCUCUUAAGCAUGUUUACUAUUCAUAUACCAGGUCUUAAAACUCCAUUUCCAAGA